Mycena citricolor is the source of this 7506-nucleotide messenger RNA. The record is from the annotation of a GenBank genome assembly. Lineage: Eukaryota; Fungi; Basidiomycota; Agaricomycetes; Agaricales; Mycenaceae.
AUGAGCCCCAUCUCUGCUGAAUCAGACCAGGAGGACUCGGAUGCGGAACUGUGGAAGGCUUUCGAUGACGACACAAAAUUUCCUUCGAGUAAUGUUCUCAAGCGCAAACGUUUGUUUGCCGCAGAAUCGACUGCAUAUCGUGGGUAUCGCCGAGUGAAGCAACGUCGUCCUGCAAAGUCUUCAAUCCAGUUUCGCACCUCGUCCUGUCGCCUGGACGAAGCUGUGACGGAUCCCUACAUCAUAGCUGGCUUUCAAACACUUGAGGACGAGGAGGCAUUUCGAGGAAUCAGCCAGCUAGCGACCGGUGUCAUUUGGGAGACAGCCCGCCUCGUCAGCUCCGAACGCCUUACUGAGGCUCGAUGCGAUGUCUUGGAGGGACUGCAGGGUUCCAACGCGGAUUCGGUCCCGCGAGCGCUGCAGGUGCUGACCAAGGAGCAAGCCCGAGGCAUCGAGGGCGACGCUGCGUUUUCGGCCGAACGACAGGCUCAGUGCCCCUGGUCCGAGCUAGAUCGGGAAGAACUUGCGCUGUCGGCGGAUCCGCUCGCUGGGCUGGGCAACUGCGCUGAGAUCGAGGACGGGGGGUAUUACGGCGGCAAGAUCUGCUUUGCGGGUGAUAUCGGGCUGGAUAAGGCGGGUGUGGUGACGAUUCUCUGCAAGUGGGCCUCCCGAUUCGCUCUCGGGCUGUCGAAUUCUGUCCCUGGCCCGGAAAUUGCGCCAGAACAUGUGGAGGAGAUACGAGAUCUCGGGUCCAGCGAGGGGAGUAAUAUGACUGACGGCUGUGGGCUGUCUACUCCUGCGUUGCAUCUCAAGGUCCGACGGAUGUUCAAUCUCGAGUCGACCCCGACUGCACUGCAAAUGCGGUAUGGAGGAAGAAAGGGCAUGCUUCUACAAUUCCCGGGUACGAAUCUGGACACGGUUCCUAAGGCUGCCUUCCGCGAUCCAUCACAGGUGAAAAUCCGGCUCGGGGCGCAGAGCCAACGGCACCGCGCGAACACCACUCUCGACAUUCUGCGCUUCUCCCGGACCAAGACCCCGACGCGCAUCUCCCCCGAGGUCAUCAUCAACCUCGAGCACAACGGUGUCCCGGCUUCGGUGUUCUUGGGCUUGCAAGAACGGUAUCUCGCGGCAGGCGUAGACGAUCUGGUCUUCUGGGCUCGCACUGACUAUGAUGGAGACAAUCUGGAUAUGUUCAAGCUCUGGUCGGCCGUUGAAAGAAGCGAAGGCGUGCAUUUUGCCCGCCGGGUGCGGGAGGACAAGGGGGUAGCCCGAUUUCGCGGCCUGACUAGCGGAUAUCGAGACGAGAUGGAGGAACAACACGAAGAGGACGAGGACGAGGACGGGGAUCUUACUGGAGAUCGUUUUGAUCGAGUUUUCCACGAGCGUUCGACUGCUUGGUGGCCCGAUUACAUCUCCGGAUGCCCUUCAUCUCUCGCCGAAACUGUGAUGGCACUCCUCGAUGCUGGUUUUACCCCGCAGUCUCUUCCCGUUCUCAGGGAUAAACUCAAACAAAUUGCACUGAAGAAAAUCAAGUACCGAUCCCAUCAUUUCAGAUAUGACGUCCUGCAGAGUGCAAGCGCUUUUGUUGUGCCCGACGCUUGGGAGGUCUUGGGCGAAAACGAGAUCCAUUUCAAGAGCUCUCGUCGAGAAUUCAAUGUUGGCCCGGAUGGCUUGGAGACGGACAUCAUCCUGGGGGACGUUCUGAUGACCCGCAACCCGUGCAAAGUCCCCACAGACGUAAGAAAAGUCAAAGCUGUCAAGAAAAUCGAACUCCACGAUGUGGUGGAUGUGAUCGUUUGUUCGGUGAAAGGCUCGCGCCGGUUGAUUGACUACCUGGCUGGCGGUGACUAUGACGGGGACACAGCCGUGGUGAUAUGGGACAAGAGCAUUGUCGAACCAUUCAGAAACGCCCCGGAGAGAUUCUCUGUCGAACCGCGCGAACUCGCCGCGAAUUUCCAACGAAACGACACAUCUGUGUCCACCUUCAAUAUUAAUUUCUCCGGAACAUCAGAAGCAGAAAAGGUAUUUGAGUUGCAGUCGUACCUGCUUGGAUCACUUCGCAAUCCGUCUAUGAUUGGGCGAUACUCCACGUUCCACGACAGUUCUAUUGUCCUGAAUGGAUACGAUCACCCGGAAACAAUCAUGCUGGCUUACAAAUUCUGCAAAAUUCUCGACUCUCCCAAGACUGGUUAUCUGAUCAAAGAUCAUGUCUAUCGAAACGACCUCGCACGUCCACACGGCAAUCCCCGCGGACCGAAGUGGAAAUCCAAGGCGAACGAGAGCCAAUUCGCGCACCAGUCAAACAGAGUGCCUGUCCAACGACGUUGCACCUCUGCCAUCCCGUCGCUCUCUCGUCCGUUCAUCAUGGAUGUUCUGCAAGACGAGGCGUCACGCCAGGAAGCUGUGUGGCUGCGAUCCAUCGAGGACCUCUUCCGGCCGUUCGAGCAGCAGUCUCCACACGUUCUCGAUGACGCGCUCGCAGAUCCGUGGCGCAAAUACGCCUCUUUUGCGGAUGCACGCGCGAAAGAGAAGGACGUCGGGCCGCGGAGCGAUCUGGGCAUCAUCGCCACCCAUGUGCAACGUUUGUAUGUUCGACACGCCCUUGUAUUGAGCGGACGGUCUGCCAAGGAAUUACCUUCCUCCCCUGCCAAGUCGCUUUUUACAGGCAAAGAGAUCACCGCUCGACAAGACGCACUUCGAACACUCUCACGUGACUUUGCGUCGGGCCCGAAGCUGGGCGAAUUGGCGACGAUGGCGGAUGAGGGUCUUGUGGCGAGGCUGCGCGCGUCGUAUGCGUAUCUUUAUGACUUUGAGAAGAAGGUGCACGCAGACGGUUGGUCUAGGUUUCCUUGGAAUGUUGCGAUGGGUGAGCUGUGCAAGAUCAAAGCGAGCUCGCUUGGCUCCCAUAAAGUUGUGACGACCUCCUUCUACGAGCGGUUCAGGCUCAGUGUGAAGCAAAUGUCUUGAAUGGUAUGGUGUCUUUGGAUGGAAAGAGAUGUCGAAAUCUCCCACUAAAAUUAUGUCAUAAAUCUCGAUUUUUCGUUAUAAAACUACCAGAUAUAACUACAAGGAUGAAUUCUCUCUGAAGCGAGGCAAGGCUCGCUGUACCAACCGCGUGUGUAUUCGGCCGCCCCUAUCUGUCAACUGCCCGAGUGCAUGACAUCAUAGUGUCGCACUUGACGAGCAGCCUGCCAUCUCUAUCGCGCGCGCAUUGCUAGUUACGCCUAUGGGCUCUUGCUGCUCAACCCGCCGCAAGGAAUCUCCCGAAACGCGUCCUCUCCUUCGCGAAUCCUCCACAGAUGAGACCAAUGGUACCUAUCCCGGCCCCACGCGAUCGGGGUACGAAAAGUUCGCGGACGUGUUCGCAGCGCUGAGUGCGGGGAAGCUGCCGUCCCAAGAGCAGACCUCGACUGGUCUGAGGAGUCUGAUAUCUCUGGUCGAUCUGCAGAGUCCGAGUGGGCUCAACAGUGCUGGGCUGAACGAGCGCGAAGUCGAUGCCGUGGGCGCGGCGCAGGAGUUGCUGGACGCUGUCCUCCGGAUUGGACUGGAGAAGAACUACGACGACAAGAUACAGGAGCUGUACUAUCACGCCUCACGGACUUUGAAUGAUGCCAACGACGAAGUGCCAAUCCAGCUCAACGCGGAGGUCACAGUCAACGGAGCGCCGGUCAAAAUCGACAGAAAGACCGCUAAACAGAUCCCGGGGGAUACUGCGCGGCUAGUCGCAUCCAUCAAGCCCCUCACUCGCCUCCUGCUCACCGAAAGCGCGUUCCGCAUCCUGGUUUCGGAUAUCCUCACUACGACACGCGAGAUCGUCGCGGAAACCGCGUCCGAAAUCGGGCAGGCCGCGGCCAACGUGGAGGCUGCCGCAUUCAGCAUUGCCCAAGUGGCCACGACUGGGUCCGGCGGUGACGGAAAUGCGGCUAGCCAAGCAGAGGAAGCGGUAUUGGAGGUGAAAGAAGCGGCAGAGCGUGCUCAGGACGACAUUGCCGCCGUGGGUCUGCAAUCUGCAGAACGAGUCAAGGAGAACAUCAUUGAACGAAUACAACUCUCUGUCAGCCAGAUCCAAAGCCGUCCUGAAUACAAGGAUGCGAUGUCCACGGUGCUGCGGCUGCUGCAGAAAUACUCAGACAAGCUGGGAUCGUUGACAAAAGCAGCGUCUGACGAACAUGUUGCGGUUUCCGCUGAGAUCGAUAUGUCAGAGUCCUUCGCUGAAGCACUGGGAGACCUGAAGAUCCUCCUCGAGCGAUUCGCCUCGCACCACUCCCUAGACCCGUUGCUGCAUUCGUUCAAGGCGGCUAUUACAGAUGUGCUAGCAGCGCCGAACUCUGACUUGCGCGAGUACCUCUCCGUAGUGGGAGUCUGGUUCGAACGGGCACUGAGCGACCCGUCCUUUGCUCGAUCGGCGAAAGCCAAGCGUGGGGCGGAGGAGUUGUACGAUACGGGCAAGCUGCUGCUCGCGGCGCAAGAAAAUGCACGAUGGGCACGGGAUUUCCGGCAGAUGGUCUCGGAGGCACAGGCUUUCUCUGAUGCGCUCCAGACGGACAAGAGCACGCGACAGCUUUUACAGGCCAUCCAGCACACCGUCGCCGCCACCGAAGAUAUGUUCCUUAGCGUGAGAGGUAGAGGGUCGUGGCGGGACACGCUGAGGAGCAGGCUCCUCCGCUGGCUCAUCCCGCGAGUGCUCAAGAACAUCCGGAACUUGCCGAUGCCCCGGGUGGAGUACAAGUCGAAGACGCUCGAUGUCGCGGUCGACGCAGUGCUGCUGACACCGUCGUCGACCAGUGCAUCGCUGUCGCCCGACUCCGUGCUCGUGCAAAACUGGAAUGAAUUCAAGUUGGAUAUGACAGUCCCGGACGCUGUGCUUCAGGCCUCCAGUCGGACAAGGGCAAGGGUCGAGGGAGUGCGGUGCUCUGCACACGGAUUCGGGUACUUUGUCGACUACAAGGGGCCGCUCUCUUUCCUGCGAUAUUCUGACGAGGGCAUCAUCGACGUCGACAUUGGACAGCCGGGGGCCAGCGGCGAGGGAAUUGUGCUGGAUGUGGAUAUCGAGACCAUCGACGAGGAGCGGAGGACGCCGGGAGAACCGCUCUUCAAGGUCCGAGAUGUGACGGUCGACGUUCCAGGGCUGGCGUUCAACAUCCGACAUAGUCGACACUCCAUCCUCAACACCCUGCUCCUCCAACCGCUCUCAGCACCCGUCGUCCGGCUCGUCCUGCGGUCAGUACUAGAGCAACAAGUACACAGUGCCGUCGAGUGGGCGGAUCGAUUGGUGACUGCGGUGACUGAAGAGGCCGCGCGGAUCGGAGCAAGAAGGAAUGAAGAACCCACAAUACAAGACUACUACGCAGCUGCGUUAGCCACGGCACCCGCGUUCUUCGAGAGCUCGCCGUCGACGCAGCCCACUGGCACGUCGACGUCGCACACGGACGCUACAUUCAAAGGCAUCAUUCACACAACGAUGACCGUGCCCGAGAACAACGACGAUCCGGUCGAGGAGACGGUGCUCGCAGUGGGCGGAGGAGCGCAGCUGUUUCCCAACAAGGGCAUCCCAGAAUCAGCCGGCCCAUCGGUGCUGGAUACGGUCGUGGACGGGGCCCGCGAGCUCGUGGGGAAAGCGAAAGAAACCGCUGCAGCAGCGGAGGAGCAGGCCUUGCGUGCGAGAAGCGAAUUCGACCGAGCGGAGCGCAGGAAGGAGGAGAGGGAGCAGUUCGAGCGGGUCAAGGGUGGCUGGCGGAGCAACGCGUUUGAUUGGACAGGAUCUACGUAGCAUGUGCAGCUGAAUCAGACUGGGAGGUUUUAGGCGGAAGCGGAACUGCGGUGACGUCCCCGUGUCUGAACAGGCGUCUGCCGGUCCUCGUGAUGCGCAGGACCGACUUGCAGUUCGGGUCUGGGCAGGCGACGUCGGUGUCCGUCGUGAUCCAGUCGUUCGCGUGCGAGACGCGCUGUUUCGCAGCGAGGAGCGAGAGGACUGCCGCUUGACGGGAGGUCAGCUUACAUGUCGGCGACGCAGGUAAUGGGCACGACUUGCACAGCGAGUAGAUGGAGAAGCCCUGACCGGGGGGUAGAUGCAGCAUCUCCCCUUCGAGCGUAAAGUGGUCCCCUGGCUUGGCACCGCAGAGAAUGCGCUCUCCGGGUGGGCAUAUGACUUCGACGCGCAGAUCGUACAGCUCAAACGAAUCGUCCAUCAUAGUGCGAGUCUCAGUGACAGUGCGGAUAGAAACGCGAUCCACGUGACUACUGGGUGACAAAGACUGUUGGAUCAGAUCCCGAUUCGGAUAAUUAAAGUUCAUUUUCAACUAUUUACAAACUGUCACUGUUCGCGUCGAAAUCGACUGCCGGGCUGAAGUAACCCAGCUCCCUCGUCUCGCUGAGAUCGCGCGGAAGAAACGGAAUGGCGCCCGGGGCCGCGAACAUCCAGAACUGGCUCGCGGAGUUGUCUGCCGUCGGCGGAAGCAGCAGCACCUAGCCGGAAUGAUGUGAUUUCAGCGCCAAUGCUCAAUCGCUGCAGCAGGAAACGGCCGCUUGCCUCGGAUCCAGCGUCAGGGUUGUACGUCCACACCGAUCCGUCCGGUGCGCCAAUCUGCGCGCAAAAUAGGGAGGAUGAGCGUCGGCAGACGAGAGGAGUGGCUGGGGUUUUGGUUGGCUCACCGUCCAGUAGUCGAUGUGCGAGUCGGGGAUCAUCCCGCCGUCGCCGGGAAGUCGGCCGUUCCGGAUAGCACGAGCGCGAACGUGCUGGACCUGUUGGCGGUCGUGCCGAUGUACUGGCCCUGCGCGCGCGAGAAGAAGAUCGAGUGAGUUAAUGCCAUUCACGGCGAUGCGGAGGAACGGAAACGCGUGUCACCUGUCCAGGGGUUACUUGCGCCCACCGGCCGGCAUCGACGCUGUGCAUGGUGAUCCCGUCGAGCGCGCCCGGGGGUGUGAGGACGUCCCACUGCAGUAUGUUGCUCGUCAGCCGUGGGGCUCUGCGCAGCGCGUGGACGUGGACGUACGAGGCUGUGGCCCCCCGAGAACGCGGGCGGGACGUACACGCGGCUGUGCGCCGCGUCGACGGAGACCGGCGCGUACGGGUGCGCGAGGUUGACGACGUGGUACUGCCCCGGCUUCAGCUGGGUCUGGGGGGGGGGGGGCGUGGGCAUAGUCAGUCUCGAGCGGAUGGCCACGUAUGGGGGAACCGACCGCAAAAAGGCCGUGGACGAGCAGGAGCGAGGUCAAGAUCUGGGCGAACAUGGUCCUGAGUGUGUGUAUCCUCCGAGUGGGCGUUGCGAACAACAGCUGAGGCCCACCCCGCUUGGGGCGGUCGAGGUUUAUAUACUCCCACUCAGGAAAAUAAUACUUAGGAUUCAUCGAUCAGCGGAGGAUCGGCUCUCGCUUCGGCGAGCGUACAUAAGAGAAGCGAAGCAAGACGGAGGUGGAGAAUCCUCCGCUGCGGUAAGCGCCCCACGGAGGUCUCCGCACGGCGGGCUUCCCCGGUUUAGGCUCGCCACGGGUGCGGAGGCUCGAGAGGAA